CUAGCGCGUGUGUGCGGCGUGGCGUCUCCUGCUGGCCACCUCACACACACAGCUUCCCCAGUUCCCCUCCCCCCAGUUGGGCCAGUUCACUCCACUCCACUCCCCAGUGUUCCCCUGGCAGUCAUUGCGAUGGGUGUAUCGCGUUUUCUCUCCGCCGUGCGUCUCCCCAUCCUGCCUCGCUUGGCCCUAUCUUCUCCCCACGUCCUGCCUCGGGUGCUGCGUCCCCUCGCCUCCCCUAGGAACUACUGCUCUGGAGUGAUCAGGUCUCCUUUUGAUGAUGUCGAGAUCCCCGAAGUGAGCCUUUCGCAGUAUGUGUUCGAGGCCCAGGAACCUUACGCGGGCAAACCUGCUAUGGUGGACGGCAUCAGCGGCGCCUCCUACACCCACGGGGAAUUCCGGGAGCAGUGUCACCAGCUGGGCAGCGCUCUCACUCGCCUGGACGUAACCAAGGGGGACGUGGUGGGCCUCGUCUCGCCAAACUGUCCGGAAUUCCCCGUCACCUUCUUCGCCGUAGCCUCCAUCGGCGCCACCAUCACCACCGUCAGCAGUGCCUACCUCGCUGACGGAAUAGCCACGCAGCUCGUCAACAGCGGCAGCUCUGUGGUGGUGGCGCACAAGGGGGUGCUGGCCGCCGUGGUGGAGGCGUGCAAGCAGUGCCCCAAGGUGCGACACGUCAUUGUCAUCCACGCCACGCCUGACGACGAGAAGGCGGGGCUGCUCUCCUUCCACAAGCUACUGAAGGAUGAUGGCAAGAGGUUCCCACACUCAGUCAAGAUCAAUCCUAAGGAGGACGUGGCGGUGUUGCCUUAUUCCUCGGGCACCACCGGCCUGCCCAAAGGUGUCAUGCUCACUCACUACAACCUGGUGGCCAACCUGCACCAAUUACAGCACAAGGAGAUCUCCACCCUGGGGGACAACCUCGGUGAGGAUCAAGAAGUGUUCCUGGGAAUCCUGCCGUACUUCCACAUCUACGGCAUGGUGCCUUGUAUGGCAAUGUCUCUGUUGAGUGGAUCUAAGACUGUCACUCUGCCACUCUUUAAAUCAGAGUUGUAUGUCAAAAUCUUGGAAAAGUACAAGAUCACCUACCUCCACACAGUGCCUCCUAUACUGGACUUCCUGGCUAACAGUGACAUGGUGAAGCAUGAACACCUCAAACCCACCCACACUGUGCUGUGUGGCGCCGCUCCCAUUGGCCCCACGCUCAUAAGUGAACUGCUGAAGAAAUUUGGUACCAAGAUUUAUUUCCAGGAAGGUUUUGGGAUGACUGAGACCUCACCAGUGACACAUGUCACUCCCAAAACCAAGUUUGUCAUGGGCUCCACAGGGGUGGCCAUCCCCAACACCCUCACCAAGAUUGUGGAUCUCAACACUGGCCAGACUCUGCCACCCAAUGGAGGGGAGGGGGAGCUGUGUGUGAAGGGCCCGCAGGUCAUGAAGGGAUACUUCAAUAAUGAGGAGGCCACCAGGGCAACCAUUGACCUGGAGGGCUGGCUGCACACCGGGGACAUUGCCAAGAUGGAUGGGGACAGGAACGUGUUCAUUGUGGACCGCCUCAAGGAACUCAUCAAAGUGAAGGGUCUUCAGGUUGCCCCGGCUGAGCUGGAAGACUUGAUCCGCCAGCUGCCUGAUGUGGCUGACGUCGGGGUGGUGGGGAUGCCGGUGGACCAUGCCAGCGGAGAGGCACCUAGAGCCUUUGUGGUGUUGACACCAGGCAGUCAGCUUUCCCUCAAGACCAUUGAGAACUUUGUGGAGUGCAAGGUUGCUCCACACAAGAAGCUGUCAGGAGGGUUGGAGUAUGUGGAGGCCAUCCCCAGGUCCCCCACUGGAAAGAUCCUAAGAAGAGAGUUGAAGGCAAUGGCUCUCUCUAGAAUGACCCAGUGAGUGCCUACUAUCACUGGGACACUGCAAGGUUCCUGAUCUUGGCCACACAAUGCAAUUAUCUUGUAAUUCUAACUUUAAAGCCUUACACACUUGGUAUUCAAGCACAGCUGACUACAGUCAAACUUCACACAGUACUUCAACUUUCAGUAGGUUUGUUGCCUUAAGGGGGCAUAAUUGAGUGGCCCUGAAGCAAACCUAUUAGGCAAGUUCCUGCAUCACUGAGUGUGUUGGUGUUGGUGCUGGUAUAGUGUGCAUCACACUCCAUCUGGUGUAGAAACCUCUGCCAUACAUCAUUCCAAAGGAAACAAGCAAUUCCUACAUGCAUGUUACUUAUGCACAUCAGAGCAUUGAAAUAACCCUGAGUGCAAUGUGAAACUAGAUCUUUGACAGAACUGCUCCCACCACUGUCCAGCUCUGCACCACAGCCCAGCUCAGUACGUGGUGGUGAUGGCAGUGGUGGUGCUGCUACAUGUGCCACUGUUCACAAGGUUACAGGGAGGAGCUCUCUACUGAGGAACUGCAUCACAAACACCAUGCUCAUCAACUCACAUAGCCAGACACACCACCAGGUGAAGACAUGAGCUUUGGUGUACAACAAUGAGUUCUUAUGCCAGUUUCUCAAUUGUUUCAGUCUUGGAUGAUAUUGAUUUAUCAACUGCUGAAAAUGUGGUAUGUACUCUUUUCCAUUUCUCAAGUUAUAUUUGUAAAUAGUAUUGAAUCACCUUAAACAUUAUUAGGUAAAGAAAUUAGGUGUAAUAUUUUUAUAUUCCGGGCAAUUCCAUCCCACAAUGGCAUGAUGAAGCUAUGUAACGGUGAGUGUUGAGCCCAAACGCUUGUGUGAAGAGUGCGUGAAGGCAAGUGUGGCUCGCAUCACCAGGUGCAGUGACUGAAGUAGGGAGUAAGAAGGAAUAAGAUGCAUGAGGAGGAGAAAGAGAAGCCAGCAUAACCAAACAGGAGUGCAAAGGUUAAUAGAAGUGAUGUACUAUAAUGAACAGUGCUUUUUGUGUAUCCAUGAUGAAUGUAGAUAUUUUGAAUUAUGUAUUACUGUAUGCAUAUCAUAAAUUAACAUUAAUCUAGGAACAUUUUAUAUUUUGUUAAUUUUGUAGUGACUGUAGUAACUAAUUUUUACGAAAGGCUCAAAACCAAACCGAUAAAAUUGUAAAAAUUAGUAGUUUUCAUAAUCAAAACAGAAUACAUAGUAUGUGGAAAAAUGAAAAUGAGAAAAAUUGAAAAGUAUUAAUGACCAUAUGAGGAUGAACAGCAGUCCACUUGCACACACAAACACACUACAAUAUUAGUCCACUCAUCCCUGACACAACACUACUGUGUCCAGCAUGUGGCCCUCUCCACCAGCUGCCAGACAGACAAAUGUUAUAGCCCAGACUUUGAAUACCAAAUGCAAUGCAACAAAUGCAAUAGGUCUAAGUUAUCCGCCUAAACACAAAUAAAAAGGUAUAUUCAAA
Portunus trituberculatus (swimming crab) is the source of this 3344-nucleotide messenger RNA. RefSeq names its product 4-coumarate--CoA ligase 4-like. Bases 130 to 1881 code for a protein of 583 amino acids. The transcript is spliced from 8 exons. Gene Ontology annotation, molecular function: CoA-ligase activity. Lineage: Eukaryota; Metazoa; Arthropoda; Malacostraca; Decapoda; Portunidae. The record is from RefSeq and is a predicted model, not a curated record.